AUGGCGACGGUGGCCAGAAGCUCCUAUUUCAAUGUCCACCCCAAGCUGUAUCUAGCCAGCCGUGGGAAACGCUACCUGCGCCAGAUCGUCACCACCUUUGCUACUGUAUUCUCGCUUGUUUGCUUCCAUUAUCAUUACCUUUUUAUUUCUGGGCCCCAGCGAACAACAGACAUGGUGUUCCCACUACGGUCAAUCGCGUCGUGGCGAGUGGGUGUAGUCGUUGCUGCAGCACUGGCUUCUCUCGUCCAUGCGAGCCCAUCAGUCAACGUCGCUUUGCAGGCCUCCUUCGACUCGGCGCCAUAUCUUAUAGAGCUCCUAGAAACCGUCGCCGAGGAGAACUCCACUGCAUACUUCCCGUUGCUUGACCGCGUUGCUGACGGAGCCUUUGACGAUGCGGUGACGGAUAAGGAAGUUUACGAUCGCUUCUUGCAGGUCGUCCGCGAGGGCGGGCAUCUCAAGACCCCGGAGACUCUAUCGUCUUUCAAGCUGUCGUUGGCAAUCCGAUCUGCGACCCCACGAAUCGCCGCCCACUAUCAGUACUACAAUGCUUCGGUGCAACACUCGUUAAUGGCGGCUCAGGAUGCCGCCUGCCCAGUCUGGGUGCACUCGGAAGGAAAACAGUACUGCUCUUCUACGAUGGAGCGUGCACAGCAGGAUGUCCUCGGAGAACUGGAUCCGAAGGAACUCCCGUUUGACCGAGUCCUGGGAGACCCGUCCUUGCCGCCAGCUGUCUUGUACGCCGACGUGACGUCGCCAAUGUUCAGGGACUUCCACCAUACAUUGACCUCCCUCGCCAAGGAGGGCCAGGUCUCCUAUCGUGUACGGUACCGCCCUCCACAACAUCCGAUCCCGCGUCCCUUGUUCGUUUCCGGAUAUGGCGUGGAGCUUGCCUUGAAGCGCACUGAUUACAUUGUGAUCGAUGAUCGCGAUGCUGAGGGAAGGGGCUCCGACUCCGCGGAAUCAACCAAGCCUGGCACUGUCGACGAGGAGGCACCCGAUGACCUGCGGCCUUUAUCCUCGUCUGAGGUAUCGCGGCUGGGCGUGAACACUGUCAGCUACGUAAUGGACAGUGAGAACCCUCUCGACACUCUCGUCAAGCUGUCGCAGGAUUUCCCCAAAUAUUCCUCCAAGGUCGCUGCGCAUAAUGCCUCAGCUUCUCUCCUCAAGGAUAUCCGCUUCAGCAGGUUACAGAUGCUGCCUUCUGGCGCCAAUGUCAUGUGGAUCAACGGUGUACAAGUCAAUCCCCGACAAAUCGACGCCUUCUCUCUCUCCGAUCACCUGCGUCGCGAGAGGAGACUCAUCGAGAAAUUCCGGAAUUUGGGUCUUUCCGCCCAGGAGGCUGUUGACCUUCUUUCCCAUGAGUAUAUCGCCGAGGCCAUGGCACAGGAUGCGGCUCAGCGAUACAACUAUCGCGAUGAAAUUGAAGGCGGUAAUGUUAUCAUAUGGCUAAACGAUUUGGAAAAAGAUGCAAAAUACGAGGGCUGGCCGAGCGACCUGACCGCUUUUCUUCAACGCACAUAUCCUGGACAGCUUCCUCCUGUGCGCCGGGAUGCCCACAAUAUAGUGGUUCCAGUCGAUCUAACCAAUGCCGAAGAUAUGAAUCUGGUAGUCCAGACUAUCCAGGUUUUUGUCAAGAAGAAGAUCCCAGUCAGGUUUGGUCUAGUCCCCACUGGGUCUUCUCCGGGCUCGAUGGCUCAACUCAAGGUUGCGCAUUAUCUCCAAAGGACUUAUGGACUUUCCAGCUUGAUUCAGUAUCUGGAAGAGUCUGCCGCGAAGAACAAGUUCGCCAGCCCUGAUAAGGGGUCUUUCCAGGCUGCGAUUAAAGACCGGAACGUUCGCGCUGACAAGCAGCCCUUGUCGUUUGAAGAAGUGCUAAAGGAUGAUGAACUCGGCAGCUUCGUGUCCCGCACACUGGAUUAUCAAAAUCGACUUGGCAUCAAUGGAGAAACGUCGCCUCUUUUCGUCAAUGGAGUUCCCAUCAGCAGGGGCGAAAAUUGGGUGCAGGAAAUGAGCAUCAGGGUGAACAAAGACUUGCAAUUGAUCCAGCAGAGCAUUUUUGAAGGCCUUCUCGAAGAAAGCACUUGGAUCCCUGGCUUUUUCCUUUCUGGUGCUUUUGAUCGGCGCAAUCCUUGGGUCAUCCCCGAGGACCCUAAAGACAUCAAAGUCGUGGAUUUGGCUGGUGUUGCUGGUUCUCGACAGCAGAGCUUAGAUGCCCUUCCCCGUAUACCUUCUGAUGGGGAGGAUGCACUUGAGAGUGCCUACCUUGUCGUCGUCGGAGACUUCGAUGCAGAAUCCGGUCUCAAGUUACUGAAAGCCACCCUUGGCAGUCGCAAGGAGCACGGUGAGGCAGAGAUGCUCUUUUUACACAACCCCGCCACAGAUACACCCACCUCUGGACGGUCCGCGACUCUUUACCGCCUACUGAAGGAUGGCAAAGAAACGGAUGUUGAGAAGCUCCUGAGUGCUUUCUCUUCAGACAGCGCCACGACCAACGAGGCGGAGGAAAUUGUUGCCUUCUGGGAAGCGCAACAGCCCCUGGCUUAUGAUCUCGGUUUCAAACCCGGUCAGAGCGGGUUCAUUGUCAAUGGAAGGGUGAUUGGACCUAUGCAGGACGAUAGUGUAGUGAUGCCAGAAGACAUAGGUGCUCUUCUGGGAUACGAACAGGCCAAACGGAUAGGCCCCGUUGCAAAGGCAGCCAGAGCCCUCGGAUUUGGAUCAAAAGUGGCAGAACCUCUGGCUUUUGCCAAGCUGACAUCACUGGCUACCCUCUCAACCAUCUCUGAUGUGCCUGAGGGUAUCUUUGAAAGCAUAUGGAGUGACUCCGAUUCCGUCAUAACUGUCUCCAAUUCUGAGGACGCCGCGAUCACGAUAGUCGCGUCUAUCGACCCCACAUCUGAAGUCGCCCAAAGAUGGCUUCCAAUCUUGAAUGUCCUCUCGCAGUUGGCAAGCGUGCGACUCCGGCUAUUCUUGAAUCCGCGGGAGGAAAUCAGCGAACUUCCAACUAAGCGGUUCUACCGCUAUGUCUUGGACUUGGAGCCAUCAUUCAAUGAUGAUGGAUCUCUGGCAAGACCCGGCGCUUCGUUCUCGGGUGUUCCAGUUGAAGCACUUCUUACAUUGGGAAUGGACGUACCAUCUCCCUGGCUCGUGGCUCCCAAGGAGUCUAUCCACGACCUUGACAAUAUAAAGUUGAGCUCACUGAAGGAAGGAUCGAACGUCGAUGCUAUCUACGCCCUGGAACAUAUUUUGAUCGAGGGCCACUCCCGCGACCUGACCACACAAAGCCCUCCUAGAGGUGUCCAGUUGGUCCUUGGAACAGAAGACCAUCCAUACUUUGCCGAUACCAUCAUCAUGGCCAACCUGGGAUACUUCCAGUUCAAAGCUCAGCCUGGACUAUGGAAAAUCAACCUCAAACCUGGUCGUAGUGAACGCAUUUUCAACCUCGACAGUGUGGGCGGCCUCGGAUACAGCCCUCAACCAGGCGACGAAAACAACGAAGUGGCUCUUCUCUCCUUCCAGGGCAAGACGCUAUUCCCUCGCCUGUCACGUAAGAAGGGCUUUGAGGAUGAAGACGUUUUAGAGACUGGCCCUCGUCCCGGAUCACCGAUGGACUUUGUCUCCAAGGGUCUCAACUUCGCCUCAGGAGUCCUAUCAAGCGUUGGGGUUGGCUCAAAGGCCGUCUCCGAAAAGCAAGCCGACAUCAACAUCUUCUCCGUCGCUAGCGGCCACCUCUAUGAGCGCAUGCUAAACAUCAUGAUGGUCUCCGUCAUGCGGAACACCAAGCAUACGGUCAAAUUCUGGUUCAUCGAGCAGUUCCUUUCCCCGUCCUUCAAGGAGUUCCUCCCCCAUCUCGCCAAGGAAUACGGCUUCUCCUACGAGAUGGUCACCUACAAAUGGCCACACUGGCUGCGCGCACAGCGCGAGAAGCAACGCGAGAUCUGGGGCUACAAGAUCCUGUUCCUGGAUGUCCUAUUCCCGCUUUCCUUGGACAAGGUCAUCUUCGUGGACGCCGACCAGAUCGUUCGCACAGACAUGUACGACCUCGUCAGUCUCGACCUGGAAGGCGCCCCUUACGGCUUCACCCCGAUGUGCGAUUCGCGCGAGGAGAUGGAGGGCUUCCGCUUCUGGAAACAGGGCUACUGGAAGACCUUCCUGCGCGGUCAGCCCUACCAUAUCUCCGCCCUCUACGUCGUCGACCUGAGCCGCUUCCGCGCCCUGGCAGCCGGUGAUCGUCUCCGCGGCCAGUACCAGAUGCUGUCCGCGGACCCCAACAGUCUGAGCAACCUCGACCAGGACCUGCCCAACCAUAUGCAACACCAUAUCCCCAUCAAGAGCCUGCCGCAGGAGUGGCUGUGGUGCGAGACGUGGUGCUCUGAUGAGUCGCUCGGUCAGGCGAGGACCAUUGAUCUCUGCAAUAACCCGCAGACAAAGGAGCCCAAGUUGGAUCGCGCCCGGCGACAGGUUCCCGAGUGGACCGCCUAUGAUGAUGAGAUUGCAGCGUUGGCGAAGAGGGUCGCGCAAGACAAAGAACAGGAAGAGGAUAUCCCGGUGCCAGAGGAAGAAGACGACGAAGCACCUUCAACUUGGGACAAGGAUGAACUGUGA
Molecule: messenger RNA, 4602 nt
Organism: Aspergillus terreus NIH2624
Lineage: Eukaryota; Fungi; Ascomycota; Eurotiomycetes; Eurotiales; Aspergillaceae
Product: putative UDP-glucose:glycoprotein glucosyltransferase
Exons: 7
Coding region: 1-4602 (1533 amino acids)
Cellular component (GO): endoplasmic reticulum
Molecular function (GO): UDP-glucose:glycoprotein glucosyltransferase activity
Source: RefSeq, a predicted model, not a curated record